Messenger RNA from Didymodactylos carnosus, 797 nucleotides. The record is from the annotation of a GenBank genome assembly. Lineage: Eukaryota; Metazoa; Rotifera; Eurotatoria; Philodinida; Philodinidae.
CGUUAAGAAGGAAUUAUUAAAGUAUAAACAAUUCCAAUUAUUUAACCCCUCCAACAUCAUUCAUACCCAUAAUGUUCAAGAGAUAUAACAAGCACACCAAGGGAUGAUAUCGACGGAGGUGCCAAUGAUGAUCAUAGUGAUUGUACAUGCAACUUUCGUCCAUACAAAGGUCCUAGACAAACAACAAGCUGGUCCUUACAAAAAGUUUGUAUCUCAACAAAAAAUACACUUGCAGCAAUUGGGGCGGCGGUAUAGAUGUACAACUGAACACCUGGACUUUUCAUGAUAAAGGAACACGACAUCAACAAAAACAGAUUCGGGGAGCACUUGAACAAUAUGCAAAUAAUGACGUCAUUACAAUUUGGUUUAUUGAACUACAAAAAGAAGAAAGAAAAGUGACAACAAUACCACCACCCUUAGCAACCGUAGCUCCGCGAGUACCAUCAACCGGACAAACAAUAGCAUUCUAUGCUCCCGAAACCGAACCGAUAACUCCAACUUCGGAUAAUGAAUUUAAUGAACCAGUAACAGUGGCAGAAAGCGAAUUACCAACGUUAUUACCAUUAAAUCAAAAUUUCCCAUGUGCGCUCAUUUCUUUACCUGAUACAGCGGAAGUGGCGGUAGGGGACCGGAUUUCUGGCCCCACGCCUACAUCCUCAGUACCACAAACAGUCGAGCAGUAUGAUUAUGAAUACCUUACAACCAUUACCUCGAAGACCACAACAACAACGAACUCCGACAACAUCUCGGGUCUCUGCGCACCACCGAAAAGUGAAAAACAAAGUCUCAUCUAUUAA